Messenger RNA from Cervus elaphus (red deer), 1155 nucleotides. RefSeq lists its product as uncharacterized. The transcript has 4 exons. Lineage: Eukaryota; Metazoa; Chordata; Mammalia; Artiodactyla; Cervidae. The record is from RefSeq and is a predicted model, not a curated record. Bases 310 to 1155 code for a protein of 281 amino acids.
ACCUAGGAGAAGGAGGAGCCUGGUCUGAAAGCAGCUGUGUCCUCAGAGCUCAGGCCCUGGCGGAACCCAGGCCUCCCCCAAGGCUGAGGGCUGGGCAGUGUGCGUGUCACUGUGCCCGCACGGGGCCUAAGGGUGUGGUUGCACACUCAGAAACACCCAGGUUCCCUUGGGGAGCUCUGUGUGAGGGACCUCAGCAACGAACCCAAGAAAUGAUGUCACUUCCUGGCAACAGAACUCAACAGAACCCAGAACCCAGGGACCCAGGCACCACUGCGAGAGGAGACCCCAGCCAGAUCACUUGCUGCCAAGAUGUUCUGCUGUUUGCCCCUGCCCAGAGGCCGGGGCCUCGGGAGGGCUCACAGGCAGAGUGUGUGGGAUCGCUGGCGACGCUGGCUCAGGGCCCCCCGAGGAGGCCUCUGGCCCUUUGCCCGAAGGAACAGGAAGAGCUUCCCACCGGAUGUGGCCGACGAGGGGGACACGCCGUCCACCUCCUCGAGGGAGGGGUCGGAGCCCCAUCCCCCUGCCCGUGAGGCCCAGUGCAGGGUCCAGGUGAGCGUGCCCAUGGAGGGGUCAGCCCAAGGGGGAGUGAAGAGCAAGAGGGGAAGGCCUCCCCAGAAACCACCCAGGACACACCGCGGGGCCCAGUCUCGGGCUGCUUCGCGGCUCAGCACACCUGGCUCCGACCCAGAGCCCCGAGCACCCCUCCCUCUGAGGCAGCACGAGGACCUGGAGCCCAGCGCGGCAGAGCACAGAGAGGUGCUUGCUGCACGUGCAGGACCCAGGGAUCCACUGAGGGGACAUCGAGACCUGAUCCAUCCUGCCUCAAAGACACUGGACCAGCUGGUUCCUGGCCACCACACUGGGCAGAUCGGACCUCUGUGCCGGCAGGACGCCCAGCCCCAGGCACCGAUGUCUCAGGAGGAGCUCCGGGUCCACACCGGGAACGGGCGCUCUCAACCCCUGGGCUCAGCAGCGCCCUCAUCCUCAGGCUGGCGGCUCUGCCCUGACGGGAGCUGGAAGGCCACCAACGGCCCCAGGCCGACCUCACUCCCCUUCCACUGCUGGAGCCUGACGACAGCCAGCCGCACCCCUUCCGGCAGAACCAGAGCCCCUCUGCCCCUUGAUGCCAGGGUCAAGCCUGGCCCUGGGUCCUGA